AUGAGUCGGAUGGCUUGUUCUUCAAAUGCCAUAGUUGAAAGCAAUGGUGAUGUACAUGGUGAUUUUGGAAUAGAAUAUUUAGACAUGAUUGAUUUUACAGGGGUGGAGGUGAUGCAUAGUGGUGAUAAUGGUACAGAAAUGAAUGGCUUGCAAAUGCACUCAGCCCUUCCUAUUUUGGCCCAUUUGGAGACAUUUUCACAAGUGGGCGGAAUAACGUUUGAACUUUCUAUUCAACAUAAUUUGAGGCAAAUGGGUGAACAAAACAUGCGCAAUUUGGUGAAGCGGAAGUUGAAAGAUUCUCGCACAAUAUACACACCAAGUGAUAUAAUCAGAGAUGUGAAACAAAACUUUGGUGUCACCAUUAAUUAUUGCAAAGCUUGGAGAUCGAGGGAGUUAGCUCUAAUGUCCAUUAGAGGUUCAGUAGAGGAGGCAUAUUCUCUCCUUCCAGCUUAUUGUCACGAAUUAGAGCGUGUGAAUUCCGGCACAAGGACAUACAUCCACACCGAUGAGAACAAUCACUUUUUGUAUUUUUUUAUGGCUGUUGGGGCAUGUAUUAGAGGGUUUCAAUCUUCGAUGCGGCCAGUCAUUGCUGUGGAUGCCACGCAUUUAAAAUGUAAGUAUAAGGGUGUCCUUUUUGUUGCCAAUGCAUUUGACGGAAAUCGAAAUAUAUAUCCUCUUGCUUUUAGAAUUGGGGAUUUAGAGACGGAUGCCUCAUGGCAUUGGUUUUUCAGUAAGCUUCAUGAAGUCAUUGUUGCAAAAUCUUAUGGCAUCGCUGAAUUUGAUCGUCAUUUUCGCAAGAUCAAGGGAAAUGAUGAGGUUGCUCAAUAUCUUGAAAGUGCAAGAUUACACAAGUGGUCUAGAGCUCACAUGGAUGGACGUCGAUACAAUGUAAUGACAACAAAUAUUGCGGAGUCAAUCAACCCAGUCCUUCGAUUCGCAAGGAUGCUACCAAUGGUGCAUUUGAUUGAUGAAAUCAUCAAUUUGCUUGUGAAAUGGUUCAGUAAACGUCAUGAUUUCGCUUUGAAAUGUUCAUCAACAUUGUGCCCUGACUUUGGCGAGAAGAAGCUGAGACGUAGUUGUAAGAAGUUUCAGCUUGAGCAACUACCUUGCAAGCAUGUAGUUGCAGUUUGCCGUUUCUUGAAACUAAAUGUAUACUCCAUGGCUUCUCGUUAUUACACUCGAAAUACAUGGUUGGAUGCUUAUUCAUUUACCAUCUAUCUGGUACAGCCUCAAGAGCUGUGGGUUAUUCCUGAAGAUGUCUAA
This is a messenger RNA of Prunus dulcis (almond), 1263 nucleotides long. RefSeq lists its product as uncharacterized. Gene Ontology annotation, molecular function: zinc ion binding. Lineage: Eukaryota; Viridiplantae; Streptophyta; Magnoliopsida; Rosales; Rosaceae. The coding region runs from base 1 to 1263 and encodes 420 amino acids. The transcript is spliced from 4 exons. The record is from RefSeq and is a predicted model, not a curated record.